GUGAGGAUAUUUACCAGAGACAGAUUAUGUCUAUAACCUGCAUCACCAUCGGAUUGAGUGUGGUCGGGAUGCUCUGUGUGGUUCUGUACUUCAAAACAAAGAAACAAAGACAAAAACUGCGUGAUCAGGCUAAGGAGAUCCGUUUUGGGAAGAGUUACAGUCUGAAUACUCCAGAACUGUCCACUGCCAAUAAUCCCCAACAGAAUGUGUUACAGCUGGAAAAUUUCACAAAGUCCAACAGUUGCAUUGAUGGAAGAAGAUGCAAAGUUCUGGAAUCAAAGUUUUCAGGUGCGGGAUCCUCUCCAAGUAACACACCGUCAUUAAGCAACCCGACCGGAAAGCAGCAAAGGUAUUGUCCAUCCUCAUCCCUCAGUCCGAGACAACUGGGCAGAUUGUCAUCAAAGGUCAGUCCAGGACCAUCACCGCCAGUAGCACAGGGAUCAUCGAGUGCUGUUAUUGAACCCUCUGACUCGUCGUCUGUCAGUGCAAACAGCCAGAUACAGGCACAACUUGCUUCAUCCAAGGGUGAUUGCGCAGACAACAACCAAGGACCGACAGUCACUUGUUGGAAAUCUCCUGAGAAUUCCCUUAAUGUUAUACAGCCUGUACACUGCCAUCAAGCCAUCCAGCUCUGUGCUCUGCAGUUCAAGGAGAGCCAAGUGGUUCCUUAUUGCUGGGCAGCCUCACUGCCUGUAAACCCUUCGGUGGAAGAGAAGAGUUGUGUCCAGGUGCCAAAGGAGAGUCCGGAUCCUGACAGCCCUGAGCAUCAGCCUCACUGCUAUCCUGCUGAGCUGGUUCCUCUCAGUGGCCCCGGUUCCCCAGGCCAUCAGGCAGACAGCCAGCAAGUGGAGGCGUUGCUACAGACCACACAGCAGCAGAUCCAGAUCCUGGCGUUUGCCAGUCGCAAGGUGGAGGACUAUGAACUGAUCAACGAGUGCGAGGAACGAGCAGGUGAAAAUACAGCGUUCCUGCCAGUGGUUGCUGCUGAGGAGAUGCCGUUUCUGGUUAGAAAAGAAGAGUACAGAGACUGUGAUUUAGGAAAGUGACAUUCGGAUAUCUGUACUCUUAUUACAUUGUGAAACUGGAAAAAGGGGAUCACAAGGAAAAAAAGAGAAAAUAUUUAUAUGCAUUUAUUUAAAGCAUUUAAUUAGAAACCAAAUAGUCAGUUGCCCCCAUAGUGGUUUAUGGAAACUAUUUUGUAUUGUUUUAUCAAUAACUUUUCUUUUGUUCUGGUGAAGAUUCUAGUGUCUAUUAUUCCCAAUGGCUCUGUGUGUGGGUACUGUACUUCACCGAGUAUCUCCAGGAUUAAAGGGUCUCUCAGCCCCCUCUCUGCCACGUCAAAACCAAAAUGGACUUUAGGCCAUUGGCACUGCCAUUCUGAUUGGUCAGGCCUGGCGUAUGAGUUACAUGGGACAGAGAGAGUGAGAUUGUCAGGUUAGGAACAAAUUUGUGUCUUGCAGGAUGAUGCACACUCCAGCCAAUUACCUGGAACCCAGUGUUUAAUUAAUGUCUGGGUCUUGUUUAAUGGAAAGUUCUAGAACGGCCAUCCAUCAGUCCAGAUAAAAUCAGCUGAAUAAUCAACGCCAGUAUAACAGAGCUCUGCCCCUGCUGGGUAACCCCAGAAACCCCAGUAUAACAGAGCUCUCCCCUGCUGGGUAACCUCAGAAACCCCAGUACCACACAAUAUUCCCUGCUGUGUAACCCCAGAAUGCCCAGUAUGACUGUGCCAUACCCCAGUAUUUCUUGGCAAUCUGGCUCUAUCAGUAACUCUGUUCUAUCAGGGAACUGACCCUGGGGUCCCAUCAUCUGUCUGGCUCACCCCAUGAAGGGGCACCUGGUUCAAGCUGCAUGUUUAACUCGGAGUCAUUUAUACCCGGCCUUUAUCCCCUCACGAUCUGGGGCAGAUACUGCGACACUGGAGAUGGCGAUAGUAACUAUCUGACACACACACUCCCGUAAGUCAGGAGGGUUCGCUAUAGAAGGGGCUUCAUGAAUAGACUUAAUUCCACCUUGUUCCAGGUUUGAGACUCGAUCAGUGUAAACACUGCACUCCCAGAGCACCACCCCUACCCCACUCCCCACCCCUCCCCCCAACUUUCUCAUACCCCUCCCCAGCCAAGGCCAUUUCCCCUCCAUCUCCUUCUCCGAAAAUCCCUUUUAUCCCCGUCCCAUCCUCACCCACUCUCAAUUCCCCCAGACAGCAUUCCCCCUCCACCCCAUUUCCCCUCCCCCACCAUCUCCAUUCUCCUGUUCCCCUCCACUAUCCUCAAGACCCAGCUCCACACCUCCGCACUCACCCACUCCAUCACUUCACCUCCCCCCUCCCUCUGCUGCUGCGUCUCCCUGUCCACAUUCACCAGAGUAUUCGUUAUCACUGGGACUCUGAGCCUGCAAUCUCACAACCUUUGUUAAAAUGGCCUGAUUGGUUGAUGCAGGUGAUCAGGGCCCCAUUCAUCACAAAUUGUUGGAAUCACUGAUGUGUAUGGAUUAAAAAUAAUUGAAAAAUCUU
This is a messenger RNA of Rhincodon typus (whale shark), 2509 nucleotides long. Its product is annotated as pro-neuregulin-3, membrane-bound isoform-like. Gene Ontology annotation, molecular function: chemorepellent activity. The transcript is spliced from 5 exons. Gene Ontology annotation, biological process: animal organ development; nervous system development; intracellular signal transduction. The coding region runs from base 27 to 1046 and encodes 339 amino acids. Lineage: Eukaryota; Metazoa; Chordata; Chondrichthyes; Orectolobiformes; Rhincodontidae. The record is from RefSeq and is a predicted model, not a curated record.